GGAAGCUGCCCUCCCCGGGGCUUGGGCAACCGAGGAAAGGAAAUCACCUCGGCUGGGAGUGUGGCCGCUGGCACUGCUGGGGCUGUGCCUGCUGUCUGUGCUUCUGUCCUCCUCAAAAUGCAGUUUCUUGAUGCUGAGCAGCUCCUGGUUGAUGAAGAAGAGGAUGUUUUUGGUGAAGGACUGCCAACGAGACUCCCAGAAAUCAUGUUGGUAGGAUCCCAGUCUUUUUCACCUGGAGGGCCCAAUGGGAUCAUUAGAAGCCAGUCCUUUGCAGGUUUCAGUGGCCUUCAGGAAAGGCGAUCCAGGUGUAACUCCUUCAUUGAAAAUUCCGCCGCUCUCAAGAAGCCUCAGGCCAAACUGAAGAAAAUGCAUAAUUUAGGUCACAAAAACAACAACCCUCCCAAAGAGCCUCAGCCUAAAAGGGUGGAAGAAGUCUACAGGGCCUUGAAAAAUGGACUCGAUGAGUAUCUGGAAGUUCACCAGACAGAGCUGGACAAGCUGACAGCUCAGUUAAAAGAUAUGAAAAGAAACUCUCGCCUGGGUGUGCUGUAUGAACUAGACAAGCAAAUUAAAACGAUUGAAAGAUACAUGAGACGCCUGGAGUUUCACAUUAGUAAGGUAGAUGAACUCUAUGAAGCUUAUUGUAUCCAACGACGCCUCCAAGAUGGUGCCAGCAAGAUGAAGCAAGCCUUUGCAACUUCCCCUGCCAGCAAAGCUGCCCGGGAGAGUCUGUCAGAGAUCAACAGGAGCUUCAAAGAGUACACAGAGAAUAUGUGCACCAUUGAAGCGGAGCUAGAGAGUCUGCUGGGGGAAUUCUCCAUCAGGAUGAAAGGUCUGGCUGGCUUUGCUCGCCUCUGUCCUGGAGAUCAGUAUGAGAUUUUCAUGAAGUACGGCCGGCAGAGGUGGAAACUGAAAGGCAAGAUAGAAGUAAAUGGCAAGCAGAGCUGGGACGGAGAAGAAACGGUUUUCCUGCCCCUGAUAGUCGGGUUCAUUUCCAUCAAGGUCACGGAGCUCAAAGGGCUGGCAACACACAUCCUGGUAGGCAGCGUCACCUGCGAGACCAAAGAGCUAUUUGCAGCCCGACCUCAGGUGGUGGCUGUCGACAUCAAUGACCUUGGCACCAUCAAACUGAACUUGGAGAUCACCUGGUAUCCGUUUGAUGUGGAGGACACGACCCCAUCCUCAGGCGCUGGGAACAAGGCAGCAGCCCUGCAAAGGAGAAUGUCCAUGUACAGCCAGGGGACCCCGGAGACGCCCACCUUCAAAGACCACUCCUUCUUUUCAAACCUGCCUGAUGACAUCUUUGAGGAUGGAAAGGCAGCCGAAGAGAAAAUGCCACUCUCUCUCAGCUUCAGCGACCUGCCCAAUGGGGACUGCACCCUCAUCUCCAACUCAACCAAUCCAGAAAUUACCAUCACCCCUGCAGAGCUCCACCACAGCAACCUGUCCCCCCAGAGUGAGGGUAGGGAUGAUACCAGCUUGCCCUCUUCCAGGAACUCCUUGGGAGAAGGCCAGGAGCCCAAGUCACACCUGCAGGGGGAAGACCGGGAAGAGCCUGGGAAACGGGCCUCGGCCACUUCUGAGCCUUGCCGGCGGCAGUCUGCAGGCGCCGGGGCCGAGCACCUGUUCCUUGAGAAAGAUGUAGCGGAGGCACUUCUGCGAGAGUCUGAUGAGGCCUCUGAACUCAAGCCCGUGGAACUGGACACUUUUGAGGGAAACAUCACAAAGCAGCUGGUCAAGAGGCUCACCUCGGCAGAGGUGCCAGUGGCCACAGAGAGGCUGCUCUUUGAGGGCUCUGUCAGUGGAGAGUCUGAAGGCUGUAGAUCCUUUCUAGAUGGAAGCUUAGAGGAUGCCUUUAAUGGGCUUUUCCUUGCAUUAGAACCACAUAAAGAGCAAUACAAAGAGUUUCAGGAUCUGAACCAAGAAGUCAUGCAUUUGGAUGAUAUUCUAAAAUGCAAGCCAGCAGUCAGCCGCAGCAGGUCCUCCAGUUUAAGUCUUACAGUUGAAAGUGCUUUAGAAAGUUUUGAUUUCCUGAACACUUCUGAUUUUGACGAGGAGGAAGAGGAUGGUGAUGAGGUUUGUAAUGUUGGAGGAGGUGCUGACUCAGUCUUUUCAGACACGGAGAUGGAGAAAAAUAGUUAUAGGUCAGUUCACCCAGAAGCCAGGGGGCACCUUAGUGAAGCGCUGACCGAAGACACGGGAGUUGGGACCAGUGUGGCAGGAAGCCCCCUCCCACUGACCACAGGAAACGAGAGCCUGGACAUCACCAUUGUCAGGCACCUGCAGUACUGCACCCAGCUUGUUCAGCAAAUUGUUUUCUCAAGCAAAACCCCAUUUGUGGCAAGAAAUCUCUUAGAGAAACUUUCUAGGCAGAUCCAGGUGAUGGAGAAACUCGCAGCUGUCAGUGAUGAGAACAUAGGAAAUAUCAGUUCUGUGGUGGAAGCCAUACCAGAGUUUCACAAAAAGUUGUCUUUGCUGUCGUUCUGGACCAAGUGCUGCAGCCCAGCUGGGGUCUACCACAGCUCAGCGGACAGGGUGAUUAAGCAGCUGGAGGCCAGUUUUGCCAGAACUGUCAACAAAGAAUACCCAGGACUUGCAGACCCAGUGUUUAGAACCCUGGUGUCCCAGAUCCUGGACCGGGCCGAGCCUCUGCUUUCCUCCAGCCUAUCUUCAGAAGUCGUCACUGUUUUUCAGUAUUACAGUUACUUUACCAGUCACGGUGUGAGUGACCUAGAGAGCUACCUGAGCCAGCUGGCCAGGCAAGUUUCCAUGGUUCAGACUCUGCAAUCACUAAGAGAUGAAAAACUCCUGCAGACCAUGAGUGACCUUGCUCCUAGCAACCUCCCCGCCCAGCAGGAAGUACUCAGGACCUUGGCUCUGCUGUUAACCAGAGAUGACAAUGAAGUUAGUGAGGCUGUGACACUUUACUUGGUAGCAGCCUCCAAAAAUGAGCAUUUCAGGGAAAAGGCCUUGCUCUAUUACUGCGAAGCACUAACCAAGACAAACCUCCAGCUCCAGAAGGCAGCUUGCCUGGCCCUGAAAACCCUUGAGGCUACUGAAAGCAUUAAAAUGCUGGUGACGUUGUGUCAGUCUGAUACUGAAGAAAUCAGAACCGUGGCCUCAGAAACCCUCCUGUCUCUUGGAGAAGAUGGGCGGCUGGCAUAUGAACAGUUGGACAAAUUCCCUCGAGACUGUGUUAAAGUUGGAGGUCGUCAUGGAACUGAAGUUGCCACAGCCUUUUAAUUACAAGUUAACUCUGCCCAACAGCUGUCUUAAUAUCUGGCCCUUUUCAUCAAAAUGGUGCUGUGAUUUAGCUGGGAAGUGUUUAUAACUUGAAGAGUUCUGUCGAGGUUAUCCGGGAAUUUAACAUGU
Molecule: messenger RNA, 3372 nt
Organism: Otolemur garnettii (small-eared galago)
Lineage: Eukaryota; Metazoa; Chordata; Mammalia; Primates; Galagidae
Gene: RIPOR2
Product: RHO family interacting cell polarization regulator 2
Exons: 22
Coding region: 118-3243 (1041 amino acids)
Source: RefSeq, a predicted model, not a curated record